This is a messenger RNA of Fulmarus glacialis (Northern fulmar), 2211 nucleotides long. RefSeq names its product SMAD specific E3 ubiquitin protein ligase 2 (gene SMURF2). The record is from RefSeq and is a predicted model, not a curated record. Lineage: Eukaryota; Metazoa; Chordata; Aves; Procellariiformes; Procellariidae. Gene Ontology annotation, molecular function: protein binding; ubiquitin protein ligase activity. The annotation marks the transcript as partial. Gene Ontology annotation, biological process: negative regulation of BMP signaling pathway; ubiquitin-dependent protein catabolic process. The transcript is spliced from 18 exons.
GUACUGUGUGCAAAAAACUUGGUGAAAAAGGAUUUUUUCCGACUUCCUGAUCCAUUUGCUAAAGUUGUGGUGGACGGAUCUGGCCAAUGCCAUUCUACAGAUACUGUGAAGAAUACACUUGAUCCAAAAUGGAAUCAGCAUUAUGACCUAUAUAUUGGGAAGUCAGAUUCAAUAACAAUCAGUGUGUGGAAUCACAAGAAAAUUCAUAAAAAGCAGGGAGCUGGUUUUCUGGGUUGUGUGAGACUUCUUUCAAACGCAAUCAACCGCCUUAAAGACACUGGUUAUCAGAGAUUGGAUCUGUGCAAGCUUGGGCCAAAUGACAAUGAUACUGUUAGAGGACAGAUAGUAGUAAGUCUUCAGUCCAGAGACCGAAUAGGCACAGGAGGACAAGUUGUGGAUUGCAGUCGGUUAUUUGAUAAUGAUUUACCAGAUGGGUGGGAGGAGCGGAGGACCGCUUCUGGAAGGAUCCAGUAUUUAAAUCAUAUUACACGAACAACUCAGUGGGAGCGACCAACACGGCCAGCAUCUGAAUACUCCAGUCCAGGCAGACCGCUGAGCUGUUUUGUGGACGAGAACACUCCAAUUACAGGAACGAACGGUGCGACCUGCGGGCAGUCUUCGGAUCCCCGGCUGGCGGAGAGGAGAGUCAGGUCACAGAGGCACAGAAAUUACAUGAGCAGGACACACUUGCACACUCCUCCCGAUUUACCUGAAGGAUAUGAGCAAAGGACGACUCAGCAAGGUCAGGUCUAUUUUCUGCAUACUCAGACUGGUGUUAGCACGUGGCACGAUCCAAGAGUACCUAGGGAUCUUAGCAACAUCAAUUGUGAAGAGCUUGGUCCACUGCCUCCUGGAUGGGAGAUCCGAAAUACAGCAACAGGCAGAGUUUAUUUUGUUGACCAUAACAACAGGACAACGCAGUUUACAGAUCCACGGCUAUCUGCUAACUUGCAUUUAGUCUUAAACCGCCAGAAUCAACUUAAAGACCAGCAACACCAGCAGCAGCAGCAGGUAGUGUCCCUGUGUCAGCUUCCAGAUGAGGCAGAGUGUCUGACUGUGCCAAGGUACAAGCGAGACCUAGUGCAGAAACGCAAGAUCCUGAGGCAAGAGCUGUCACAGCAGCAACCUCAAGCUGGCCAUUGUCGUAUUGAGGUCUCCAGGGAAGAGAUUUUUGAGGAAUCCUACAGGCAAGUCAUGAAGAUGAGGCCAAAAGACCUGUGGAAACGAUUAAUGAUAAAAUUUCGUGGGGAGGAAGGCCUUGAUUAUGGAGGUGUUGCCAGGGAGUGGCUCUACCUAUUGUCACAUGAAAUGUUGAAUCCGUAUUAUGGUCUCUUCCAAUAUUCCCGAGAUGAUAUCUAUACACUGCAAAUCAACCCGGACUCUGCAGUCAACCCGGAACACUUAUCAUAUUUCCAUUUUGUUGGACGGAUAAUGGGGAUGGCUGUGUUUCACGGACACUAUAUUGAUGGGGGCUUCACGUUGCCUUUCUAUAAGCAGUUGCUAGGGAAGCCAAUUACUUUGGAUGAUAUGGAAUUGGUUGACCCUGAUCUUCAUAACAGCUUAGUCUGGAUACUUGAGAAUGAUAUCACAGGAGUGUUGGACCAUACAUUUUGUGUAGAACACAAUGCAUACGGGGAAAUUAUUCAACAUGAACUGAAACCCAAUGGCAAAAGUAUUCCCGUGACAGAGGAAAACAAAAAGGAAUAUGUCAGACUUUAUGUAAACUGGCGAUUUUUACGAGGAAUUGAAGCUCAGUUUCUGGCUCUACAGAAGGGAUUUAAUGAAGUAAUCCCACAACAUCUGCUGAAGACAUUUGAUGAGAAAGAGUUAGAGCUCAUCAUUUGUGGACUGGGAAAAAUUGAUGUUAAUGACUGGAAGGCAAAUACUAGGUUAAAACACUGUACCCCAGACAGCAACAUCGUGAAAUGGUUCUGGAAAGCUGUGGAGUUUUUUGAUGAAGAGAGGAGAGCGAGACUUCUCCAGUUUGUGACUGGCUCAUCCAGAGUGCCUCUGCAGGGCUUCAAGGCAUUACAAGGUGCUGCAGGCCCACGACUAUUUACAAUACACCAGAUUGAUGCCAGCACUAAUAAUUUGCCGAAAGCUCACACCUGCUUUAACCGAAUAGACAUUCCUCCUUACGAAAGCUAUGACAAGCUAUACGAGAAGCUGCUAACUGCCAUUGAAGAAACAUGUGGGUUUGCUGUGGAAUGA